AUGGGUGAGCGUAAAGUUAUUUCUAAAUAUUAUCCACCAGACUUUGACCCAAGCAAGGUACCAAAAAUCAAAGUUAAAAAAGCAGCAUAUACAAAAGUAACUACAAUGUUACCGAUGAGUAUUAGAUGUAAUACAUGUGGUGAAUAUUUGGGAAGAGGUACAAAAUUUAAUGCAAAAAAAGAGACAGUCCAAGGCCAAGAUUAUUUAGGUAUUAAAAUAUACAGAUUCUUUAUUCGUUGUAAAAAGUGCGCAGCAGAGUUAACAAUUAGAACUGACCCAAAGAAUUCAGAGUAUGUUUGUGAAAGUGGUGCAACUAGAAAUUAUGAACCAUGGAAGGAGACAAACGAAGAAAAAGAAUCUAGGUUAACUAAAGAGCAAGAAGAGGAACAGGAUGCAAUGAAGGCUCUCGAAAAUAGGACCAUCGAAUCGAAAAAAGAAAUGGAAAUGAUGGAUGCUUUAGAAGAACUUAAAGCAAUGAAUGCAAGGGCAAACGAAAUCGAUCACGAGCAAUUAUUAGAAUAUAAUUUACAAAAACAAGAGGAACAAGAAAGAUUACAGGAUGAGGAGGAUGAAAAAUUAGUUCAAUCUAUAUUCCACAAUAAUAAUACUUCAACAAUACAUUCCGAUUCAGAGGAUGAAGAAAUUCAUAAUAAUAAAACUAUUAAAAAA
Dictyostelium purpureum is the source of this 669-nucleotide messenger RNA. RefSeq lists its product as uncharacterized. Gene Ontology annotation, cellular component: U2-type catalytic step 1 spliceosome. Lineage: Eukaryota; Evosea; Eumycetozoa; Dictyosteliales; Dictyosteliaceae. The transcript has a single exon. The annotation marks the transcript as partial. The record is from RefSeq and is a predicted model, not a curated record. Gene Ontology annotation, biological process: mRNA splicing, via spliceosome.